This is a messenger RNA of Papaver somniferum (opium poppy), 3609 nucleotides long. RefSeq lists its product as uncharacterized. Lineage: Eukaryota; Viridiplantae; Streptophyta; Magnoliopsida; Ranunculales; Papaveraceae. The transcript is spliced from 4 exons. Bases 1 to 3609 code for a protein of 1202 amino acids. The record is from RefSeq and is a predicted model, not a curated record.
AUGAGAUCUAAAACGAACUCUGAGUCUGAUAAUAUUUCUUCAGUAGAAGGAAUGAAAAUUCCUUCGAUUGAAUUACCUGAUGAACUAUUUGAGAAAAGCUUAGAUCCAUGGCGUUUUUCCUUAAUUGGUAGAUUAAAUUUAGAGAAGAUCAAAUUUGUUGAUGCUGCAAUAAUUCUUAGAAAUCAAUGGAAGUUAACUGGGGAAUGUAAGUUAAUUCCAUUAGGUAGAGGUUUCUUUACCAUCAAAUUGGAUAAUGCUACAGACCGUAACUACAUCAAGUCUCAAGUAUGGGAAGUUACAGAUAAAAUUUUGAAGGUUAGAAAUUGGGUUUAUAAUUUUCGACCUACCAGCCAAAGAACUUCUAAGGCUUUUGUUUGGGUGAGAUUUCCAGGUUUAGGUCUUGAAUUCUGGAGUGAAUCAAUUCUGUUCAAAAUUUGUAAAGAAAUAGGAACUCCAAUUAAAAUUGAUGAGGCAUCAGCUAAAUGUGAUGUUGGAUAUUAUGAAAAUGUCUUGGUUGAGGUAGAUUUUGCUUCUUCAGUUCCAAACAAAGUAUGGAUUGGGACUAAAUAUGGAGAUACCGUGGUUAAUGAAGAUAAGACAGCUGAUGUUGUAGAAACUCCUCAAAUCAAAUUUGUAGAUGGAAAGACAAGGAUAGUCUCUGAUGAAACUGUUAAGGUUACUUCAUGGUCAAAAGUGGUUGAAAAGAAAGUGAUUAAUCCUACUUCUACUUCUUCCACUUCUCAACAUUCUCCAGGUGCAGUUAAAGGUGGUAAUCCAAUUGUUAAAAAUAAGAAACAUAAUCUCAGAAAAAAAUCAUGUCAAUUAAAUCUCCCUGGAAUGAAAAGUAUGGUGAUACAUAAUUCAACCUCAUCUACAAAAGGUAAUUUAUGGUUAUUCUGGAAUGCUUCUUUAUUUACUCCUCAAGUUAUUUCAAUGUCUAGCCAAAUGGUAACUGUCAGUAUUGGUGAAGUAUUAAUUUCUGGUAUUCAUGCUCAUGUUAAAAAGAGUCAAAGAAAGUUUCUAUGGUCAGAGAUGAAAAUCAUUAGUCAGCUACAAAAACCAUGGGUUGUUUUAGGUGACUUUAAUGCUAUAAUUUCACCUGAAGAGAAAUUUGGUGGUAAGGCUCCAAACAGAAUUUCAAUGAUGGAUUUUAUUCAUUGCCUUAAUGAAUGUAACUUAAUUCAAGCUCCUAGUACAGGUCAGCAAUACACUUGGUCCAAUUGUCAACAAGGAACAAAAAGAAUCCUAUGUGUUCUAGAUAGAGCUGUUUUCAACUCUUUAUGGUUACAGAAGUAUGGUGAUUGGGGAUAUAAGGUUGGAUUGAGGAUAGUUUCGGAUCAUGCUCCAUUAUUAUAUGGUUGUGCAAGCAUACCCAUACCAAAGAAUGUUCCCUGGAAAUUUCAGAAAAUGUGGAUUGAUCAUCCAUCAUUCUUAAGUGAAGUGAAGAAAGUAUGGACUGAGAAUAUUAUUGGUGAUUCAUCUUUUAUUUUCAUGCAGAAGCUAAAAAAGCUAAAAAAGUUCUUAAGUGAGUGGAAUUGGAGUGUAUUUGGUAAUAUUAAUACAAAAAUUAAGGAAGCAGAAGAGAAAGUUCAAAAAGCAAUGGAGUUAUAUGAUCAAAAUCCCUUAAAUGAAGAUCUUUUAGCCAACUUAGUAGAAUCACAAAAUGAAUAUUCAAGAAGAGAAGUUCAAGCAAAUACUCUUAUGAGACUUAUGUCAAGAGAAAAAUGGAUUAAAGAUGGUUCUGCAAACACUGCAUACUUCCAUGCUAGAAUGAAGAUUAGACAAGCAAGAAAUACAAUUAGUGAACUAGAAGAUGCAAAUGGAAAUAUUGUUAAUGAUCAAUCUCAAAUUGCAGAUACUUUAGUCAAGCAUUUUCAACAAAAAUUUGAAGCUCAAGAUGUUGAUGUUUCUGAAGAAUUGCUUGAUGUUAUUCCCUCAGUUAUUACAGAUGAAGACCAAGAAAUGUUGGACUUCAUUCCCACCACUAAAGAAAUCAAGAAAAUUAUUUUUGAAAUGGACUCAGAUAGUCCCCCUGGUCCAGAUGGAUUUCCUGGAUCCUUUUAUAAAAGUUGUUGGGAUAUAAUUCAAAUGGAUUUAAAAGAUGCCAUACAGUUUUGUUGGAGAAGAAGAUUUAUUCCUAAAGGCCUGAAUUCAAAUUUCCUAACCCUCAUUCCUAAAUGUGCAGGUGCUAAGAAAGAAAGUCAAUAUAGACCAAUUGGAUUGAGUAAUGUAUUGUUCAAAAUUUUCACAAAGAUAAUUUCUAUCAGAAUGAAUGGACUCAUGGAGAAGUUAAUUUCAUCACAACAGGCUGCUUAUGUUAAAGGAAGAAGCAUUCAAGAACAAAUACUUCUAGCUUCAGAGAUGGUAAAUGAAAUGAGGAAAAAGAGAAUAGGAGGUAAUGUGGCUUUUAAACUGGACAUAUCACAGGCUUAUGAUUCUGUAAGUUGGACUUUUCUUCUUAAAGUUAUGCACAAAUAUGGAUUUUCAUCAUCUUGGUGUGAUUGGUUGUUAACCAUGUUUAAAUUUGCAAAACUAUCAGUAAUGGUCAAUGGAGGACCAUGUGGCUUUUUCUCAAUGCAUAGGGGUCUUAAGCAGGGUGAUCCUUUAUCCCCUAUUCUAUUUAUUUUGAUGAAAGAUGUAUUGAGUAGAAAUAUCACAAAUUUAGUUAAUACAGGGAAGAUAACUCCAAUGGUAGUUAGAAAUGGGAUAUAUCCAACACACUUAUUUUUUGCUGAUGAUGUUUUCUUAUUCUGUAAUGGAGCUAAGAAGACUUUGUUUUGUCUAUUUAAGCUGAUUGACAAAUAUCAACAUAGCUCUGGUCAGAUGAUUAACAAAGCCAAAAGCAAGUGUUUCAUUGAUGGUACUAAUUCAACCAGAAAGCAACAAAUUAGCAGCAUAGUUGGUGAUGGAGAGGUUAUAAAGUAUAAAAAUUUAUCUUGGAAGAAGAUCUGUGUGCCAUAUAUUGAAGGUGGCUUGGGUAUUAGAAGGCUAGAAGUUCUUAACAAAAUUUUGCUGAUGAAAAUGAUGUCAAAAUUGGUGUAUUCAUCAGAUGAAUGGGCUCUGUUUUUUACAGCUAAGUUCAAAGAUAAAUAUGGUAUAUGGUUUUCAAAAUGGAAAUUAUCAUCAGUAAGAGCAGGUUUGCAAUGGGCUUGGCUUACUUUACAAGAAGACAUCUCUUGGAAGAUUGGAAAUGGUGCUAGCAUCUCAGUAUGGUUUGAUAACUGGUAUGGAUCAUCCCCACUAAUUAAUGAAAUUGGUUAUACUGAUUUUUUUCAUAACAAUAUGCAGUUGAAAGUUCAGGACUUAAUCAUUAAUGAUCAAUGGAAUAUACAUCCUCAGUUGCAGCACUUGUUACUGAGUGAUAACUUUCCUCAUAUUCACAAUGGAAAUGAUUCCAUAAUAUGGAACCUACAUAGUAGUGGAAUGUUUAAUAAUGCAAAGGCAGUGAAGAAAAUAAGACACAAGGAAGACAAGGUAGAUUGGUCUUCUUAUAUAUGGAGGAAAUCUUUGCACCCAACUAUUGCCAGCAACAUUUGGAAGCUUCUACAAGGAGUUUAUGUGAAUGAUGACAUGAAAAGAAAACAAGGAUAUGAAAUGCCUUCUAGAUGA